This is a messenger RNA of Solanum verrucosum, 793 nucleotides long. RefSeq names its product DNA repair RAD52-like protein 1, mitochondrial. Gene Ontology annotation, molecular function: DNA binding. The coding region runs from base 30 to 581 and encodes 183 amino acids. Lineage: Eukaryota; Viridiplantae; Streptophyta; Magnoliopsida; Solanales; Solanaceae. The transcript has 4 exons. Gene Ontology annotation, biological process: double-strand break repair via homologous recombination. The record is from RefSeq and is a predicted model, not a curated record.
UUUUUGAGUGAAGUUGAAACGGAAAAGCCAUGGCAUUUUCUUCAUUGCGUUCAACUUCUUCGUCUUCUGUGUUGAAUAAACUCCGAUUGUGCCAGCGCUCCAUCUCUGCUAAGGCUUCUUCUUCUCCGAAAGACAAAGACAGAGAGAGAUUGAUGUUUGAUUCAGAAAGGGAAACGGCGGACCUAACUUCAGGAAUCAGUAGACCACUUUCUGAUAUACUGAAAGAGCUGAACAAGAAAGUUCCAGAUUCACUCAUCAAGUUUCGCCAUGAACCUAAUGGAUUCUCCAUCAAAUACAUACCAUGGCAUAUUGUGAAUAGGAUUAUGAAUUUACAUGCUCCGGAAUGGUCUGGCGAAGUUCGAAGCAUCACCUACUCAUCUGAUGGCAAGUCAGUUUCAGUUGUUUAUCGUGUGACAAUAUAUGGGACUGAUGCAGAGAUAUAUCGAGAAUCAACUGGCACUGCUUCAGUAGAUGAUCCAGGUUAUGGGGAUCCAGUGCAGAAGGCAGAGGGUAUGGCAUUUCGUCGAGCUUGUGCUCGUUUUGGGCUGGGACUUCAUCUUUAUCACGAGGACAUGUCUUAGACUGGGAUAGGUCCAAAUUUCUUUUUGGCAUGAGCAAAGAUCCCAAUUUUGUGGUUAAAAAGACAUUACCAACAAGGCAACUGUACUAUGGAGUCUGGUUCAUAUUGUAAGAUUGCUGUAUUAUCUUGAUCUUGUUCAUUUUGUAAGCCCAAAAAUGUUCUUUCAAUGUGGCAAGUUGGUAUUUACUAGGAGUAGAAACUCCAAAUGUAUCU